Messenger RNA from Neopsephotus bourkii (Bourke's parrot), 3522 nucleotides. RefSeq names its product solute carrier family 10 member 7 (gene SLC10A7). The transcript has 12 exons. The coding region runs from base 134 to 1171 and encodes 345 amino acids. NCBI's taxonomy places the organism in Eukaryota, Metazoa, Chordata, Aves, Psittaciformes, Psittacidae. Gene Ontology annotation, cellular component: plasma membrane. The record is from RefSeq and is a predicted model, not a curated record.
GAGACUUUUCCUGUCAGCGGAUCCGGCUGGCCCUGCCGGCGGGCGGAGGGGCUGCACCCCGCCCCGGCGCUGCGCCGUGGUGCGCCGCGCCGGGCCGUGCUGUGCCGGGCGGUGGGGAGCGGCGGGGCGCGCCAUGGGGCUGCUGGAGCGCCUGCGGAAGGAGUGGUUCAUUCUCGGGAUCGUGCUGGUCAUCGCGGUGGCGCGGCUGGAGCCCGCUGUCGGCGUCAAAGGGGGACCCUUGAAACCAGAAAUUACCAUAACUUACAUUGCUGUUUCAGCUAUAUUCUUUAACAGCGGACUCUCCUUAAAAACUGAGGAGCUGACAAGUGCUUUGAUGCAUGUGAAACUACACCUUUUUGUCCAGAUUUUUACACUUGUGUUCUUCCCAACAGCAAUAUGGCUCUUUCUUCAGCUAUUAUCAAUCACACCUAUAAAUGAAUGGCUUUUAAAAGGCUUGCAGACAGUGGGCUGCAUGCCUCCUCCUGUGUCUUCUGCAGUAAUUUUAACCAAAGCUGUUGGUGGAAAUGAGGCAGCUGCUAUAUUUAAUUCUGCUUUUGGAAGUUUUUUGGGCAUUGUUAUAACUCCACUUCUGCUUUUGCUUUUUCUUGGAUCAUCCUCCUCUGUGCCUUUUACAUCUAUAUUCUCUCAGCUGUUUAUGACUGUUGUAGUCCCACUUAUUAUUGGACAGAUUGUCCGAAGAUACAUCAAGGACUGGCUUGAAAGGAAGAAGCCUCCAUUUGGUGCAAUCAGCAGUUGCGUGCUCCUGAUGAUCAUCUACACAACAUUCUGUGAUACUUUUGCCAAUCCAAAUAUUGACCUUGAUAAAUUUAGCUUGAUUAUAAUAGUGUUCAUAAUAUUUUCUAUUCAGAUGAGCUUCAUGUUUUUGACUUUCCUCUUCUCCACAAGGAAUAACUCUAGUUUCACACCAGCAGACACAGUGGCUAUCAUUUUCUGUUCCACACACAAAUCGCUCACCUUAGGGAUUCCAAUGCUGAAGAUAGUAUUUGCGGGUUAUGAGCACCUGUCCUUGAUUUCCGUCCCCUUACUCAUCUAUCAUCCUGCUCAGAUUCUUCUUGGGAGUCUGCUGGUACCAACAAUAAAAUCCUGGAUGGUUUCUAGACAAAAGGCACUGAAGUUAACCAGGCAGCCCAAAGCACCCGUGAAGGUAUAAUUACGUAGAUGGCCUGUGUCACAGUGAAUGUAUAUAUGUACUAUACUGUACACACAGACAAAUGAGACGACUGGGUAUUUGUGAAUGUUGCUUCAGUGCAUAUUUUAUUUUUAUAUAUAUAUAUAUAUUAAAAAGAUACCUGUUAAGUGCCUUACAGAUGCAUUUUUGGCAAAAGCAUUGUUUCCAGAAGCCACUUUGUUGGUUACUGCAAGAGGUUGUACAGUAUUUUGGAAUCCUUUAGGUUUUAUUUUUCUAAUCGAGUGAAUGGUCAUGACUAACAGCUGUUCCUUGCAUUGCCCCUGCUUUGAGCCAGGGUGCACCAGCUGUAAGUCUCUGUUUUAAACUAGUCAAAAUGACCAGAAGCUUAUCCCACUGCUGUGUUACCCUGGGGAAGAGCUUUCUGAAGGCUUCUUUUUGAGAUUGACUUGAAUUCCUGUGUGACUCUGUUACACUCCCUAGUCAUAUGACUGUGACAUGCCUUUUUCUUCUGAGUUUGUGUAUACUCAGCAUGGGGCCAUCCAUUGGAUAGAAGCUGAGAAGCAUGAAUUAUUUGCAUUUGUUGACACAGUUGUCUAGACAUUCCUUCAAAGUUAAUGGUUUCUCAAGAAAAUUCUUUUAAUUCCAUUGUAUGAUAUUGUGCCAUUGUAUAUCUUAAAUGCCUCAUAAGCUUCUUCAAAGAAAUGGUCUGGUGCUUGGGUUAUGAGUGAAGUAUUUGUGUUUGCAGCUAGCAGAUCUUUUAUAAUUUACCCCUGAAGAACACAAUUUUUUUGUUUUCUUUUUUCUUUUUCUUCCCCUGGUGCAGUGCACAGAGACCCGCAGUGACAGAAUUUAGGAUGCUAAUAUUGAAACAAAACCUUUAUUGUAGUAAGCCAAGCUAUGUUUUCUAUAUUGCUGUACUGGUAAUGAAUAAUAGCUUCUGAGGACAAGAAAGUUGACUUUUUUUUCCCCCAGUUGAAAGAAUCCUUUUUGUAACAGAAGUGCUAUCUUAGCUAAUUUGACAAUCAGCCACCACUUUUUAGAAAAGGAAAUGUUACUCUUUUUAAUAAACUUAUAUAUAGAAAAAGCAUACAAAAUACUAUCUCUAGUAUGUUGAGGAGAAAGGAACACAGGCAUAUAUUUAAACAUUUAGCCAGCACUGCAUCUUACCUGGGAGAUUAAGAUUUCAGAAGUGUGCUCUAGUCCAGGCUCUGAGGUGUACCCAUCUGCAAAAACUGGACUGACAAUUUGCAUUAAACUAUUGAAAAGAAUUUAAGAAAUAGGUCAAACUGGGAUCAAUAUAAAUGCUAAAGUUUCAUGUGGCAUGGUUAACAUAGCAGUUAAUGAUGCAGCUGAGUGCAGUUUACCUAGAAGCAGAUCUUCAGCAGAUGUAAAUUAUUAUAGCUCUAACAAUGCUAUAGCCAUUUACAUAAGCUAAAGAUCUUUUGUAUGACAAUGGGCAUGUGAAAUUCAUAUCCUUUUGGCUUUGUGAAAAAAACUGUGUUUGAUUUACUUAGUCUAUUAUUCCUAGUCCGUUAUUCCUCUGAACAAUGGGAAAGCAAUCCAGUACCAAUCAUCAGUGCUUUACCUGAUGGUCAGUCAGUGCAAGACUGCUCUGAUGCCGUCUGUAUGAGAAGCUAUUGGUAGCUGACAGCAUCAUCUUGUUCAAAAUUGUCAUCACCAAUAAAACGACUGUGUAAUGAAGGUACAUGAGGUGACAACAUGAUGAAUUCCUUCAUUCCUGGGCUUAAAAACCCUGCUUGCAGCAGACAGUCCAGACACAGGACAGUUUCUUUUUGUUCUGUUUCCAUAACCCUGAACUUCCCAAGUAUAUAGGGACUGAAUCCCAAUCCCCCUGAAACUGAUGACCAUUUCUGUUGGGUUUGAAUGGCAAAGAAACAGGCCCAACAAGAGCACUCACUUUCUUAAAAUACACAGGAAGAGUUCAAGCAUACAGUCAUCAUGUCAAUGCUAAGUAGUCAGAACACUGCAAGUACCCUUACUGAGCUACCUCUGCAUACUGAAUCUCCAAUUUUCAGUACACCCAACAAUUUGCUUCCACUGAACACAUCCUUUUUUCUUUGUUAAAUUUUUUUACAUUUAAAAAUAUUUUAAGCUCUUUUACAAUGGAGUUUUGUUAAAGCCUUUACAAAGUCCUUUCCUUCUGAUUGCUUGGGGCAGCCUAAAUAUCGUUUACAAGUCUUGGAGGUGUUGGUCUAAAGGGAACCUAAAGCAAGUAUAUAUUUUGAAUUCGUACUUCAUGAAACUUAAUUAUGCAUAUCAAUUCUGUUAUGUUUAAAGACUGUUAAGAUGUUUAACUGUGACCUGUUACUAUGCUUAUAUGUCUUUAAUAAACAGAAUGGUUUUGGAUUCAA